UUUUCCAAUUAGUAAAUUACAAAAGUAGUGUAUUAAAUUUUGCUCUGAACCAUUUGGGUCCAUGUGGGUCAAUAUGACGUAUCGACAACCAACUUGAAGAUCAAGAAACGUAGCCGAUGCUCGUUGGCAAUUGCGAAGUACAAAUACCAAUCACCGGCCUGUGAUUGUCUUUUCCGUUGUGUUCGUCCUAAAACCCUCUAUUAGUCUUUCUCUCAGAACCCAUCUCUAGUAGAAACCCUAGCAUCCCUCUCACAAAAAGAGGAAAAGAAGGCUCUCUUUUCCUCUAUAGUUAUGGAGAUCGACUUCGCAGAGUAUCGAUUGAGCUGUGAACUUCGAGGUCACGAAGAUGAUGUUCGUGGUAUAUGCGUUUGUGACAAUGUCGGGAUUGCUACAUCGUCGAGAGACAGAACUGUUAGGUUUUGGUCACUAGAUCCAUCAAACAAUCGCGUCUAUACUUCUUCGAAAAUACUGUUGGGGCAUACCAGUUUCGUGGGACCACUGGCUUGGGUUCCUCCGAAUGAGGAGUUUCCAGGUGGAGGAAUUGUGUCCGGUGGAAUGGACACUCUUGUUAUAGUUUGGGACUUGACAAGUGGAGAGAAGGUGCAGACACUGAAGGGUCAUCAGUUGCAAGUCACCGGCAUUGUGUUAGAUGGCUCAGACAUCGUGUCAUCGUCCGUUGAUUGUACAUUAAGACGGUGGAAGAAAACUCAAACUAUUGAUGCUUGGGAGGCUCAUAAGGCAGCAAUUCAGGCAGUUAUAAAGUUGCCUUCAGGCGAGCUUGUAACAGGUUCAAGUGACACAACAUUAAAGCUUUGGAGAGGAAGGACAUGUGCACACACUUUUGUCGGACAUACUGAUACGGUUCGAGGCUUGGCUGUGAUGCCUGGUUUGGGAAUUCUUUCUGCAUCACAUGACGGUUCUAUCAGGUUAUGGGCAAUUAGUGGAGAAGUUUUAAUGGAGAUGGUUGGUCACACUUCUAUUGUCUAUUCUGUUGAUUCACAUGCUUCUGGGCUUAUUGUCAGUGGAAGUGAGGAUUGUUUUGCAAAGAUAUGGAAAGAUGGAGUUUGUGUUCAGAGCAUAGAGCAUCCUGGUUGUGUUUGGGAUACCAAAUUUUUGGAUAAUGGUGAUCUUGUGACAGCAUGUUCUGAUGGAGUUGUGCGUAUUUGGACAGUACAUCAGGAUAGGGUAGCUGACUUGCUGGACCUCGAGUCAUAUUCUUCUCAACUUUCUCAGUACAAGGGCAGCAGGAAGAGAGUUGGAGGAUUGAAAUUGGAAGAAUUACCAGGGCUAGAUGCUUUACAGAUUCCAGGAACCAGUGAUGGCCAGACAAAAGUUGUUAGAGAAGGGGACAAUGGUGUGGCAUAUGCAUGGAAUCUGGGGGAACAAAAGUGGGAUAAAAUUGGCGAAGUUGUUGAUGGACCUGAUGAUGGCAUGAAGCGUCCUGUUCUUGAUGGAAUCCAAUAUGAUUAUGUCUUUGAUGUUGAUAUUGGAGAUGGUGAGCCCAUUCGUAAAUUGCCCUACAAUCGAUCGGAUAAUCCAUAUACUACUGCUGACAACUGGCUUCUCAAGGAAAAUCUUCCUCUUUCCUACCGUGAACAAAUUGUUCAGUUCAUACUCCAAAAUUCUGGACAAAGGGAUACCACUUUUGAUUCAUCAUUUCGUGAUCCCUUCACUGGUUCUAGUGCUUACAUACCUGGAGAACCUUCCAACAAGUAUGCUGUCUCGGCGAAACCUACUUAUAAGCAUAUUCCUAAGAAAGGAAUGCUUGUUUUUGAUGUGGCCCAGUUUGAUGGGAUUCUCAAAAAGAUUUCAGAGUUCAACAAUUCUCUGCUUUCUGACCCGGACAAAAAGAACAUGUCGCUGACUGAACUUGAGUUUUCAAGAUUGGAUGCUAUAGUUAAAAUUUUGAAGGAUACAUCACAUUAUCACCGCAGUAGAUUUUCGGAUGCUGACAUUGCUUUGUUGCUGAAAUUGCUGAAGUCAUGGACACUUGCAACGAUAUUUCCAGUUAUAGAUAUCCUGAGGAUGAUUGUCCUGCACCCAGAUGGGGCGACUUUACUUCUCAAACAUAUUAAUGAUGAAAAUGCAGAUAUACUCAUGGAGAUGAUUAAGAUGGUUACAACAAGUCCUCCACUUCCAGCAAAUAUUUUGACCAGCAUUCGUGCUGUGACUAAUCUCUUCAAGAAUUCAUGCUACUAUCAAUGGCUACAAAAGCAUCGUGAUGAGAUUAUUGAUGCAUUCUCAAGUUGUUAUUCAUCUUCAAAUAAGAAUGUGCAAGUGUCUUUUUCUACCUUGAUACUCAAUUAUGCUGUGCUUUUGAUUGAAAGUAAGGACCAGGAAGGCCAAUCCCAAGUUCUUUCAGUAGCUCUUGAGAUUGCAGAAGAGGAAAAUCUUGAAGUUGACGCAAAAUUCCGGGCUUUAGUUGCCAUUGGAUCACUGAUGCUUGAGGGUCUGGUGAGAAGAAUAGCGUUGGACUUUGAUGUUGAGAACAUUGCCAAGACAGCAAAGACUUCUAAAGACCCUAAGAUUGCUGAAGUCGGAGCUGACAUUGAACUAAUAACAAAGCAGAGCUGACAUUGUCACUCCCUGCUAACUAGACGAUGAGUAAUAUGAAGAUAUACAGCUGAGAUAAUCCAUUGAGAUUGUGUCCAUGGGAGCUUGUGGGAGAGCGCUCUAGAUGCCAAGUGUUUGCAAGAGUAAUUGAUACACUGAAAAGUACCCAUUGAUUGUGCUGCAACUUUGAUGUUACGAGGAAUUUGAAUUAUGCUCCCUCAAAAAAAAAAAAAAAAUAAAAAAAAAAAAAUAAA
Cornus florida is the source of this 2807-nucleotide messenger RNA. RefSeq lists its product as uncharacterized. Gene Ontology annotation, molecular function: ubiquitin binding. Gene Ontology annotation, cellular component: nucleus; cytoplasm. The record is from RefSeq and is a predicted model, not a curated record. Gene Ontology annotation, biological process: proteasome-mediated ubiquitin-dependent protein catabolic process; ubiquitin recycling. NCBI's taxonomy places the organism in Eukaryota, Viridiplantae, Streptophyta, Magnoliopsida, Cornales, Cornaceae. The coding region runs from base 292 to 2574 and encodes 760 amino acids. The transcript has 23 exons.